UAAGCAGUGGAUAGAUACUUUUCUCAAACCACUAACCUCUCCUUGCCAAAAAUGGAGGCGACCUUGUCUGCAGCCAUCUCCAAUACCCUCGAUUGCUCCGGCCAAACGCUCCGAAAUCAAUUAACUCUCCUCCACCCUCCACGAAUCAACCCCAACCCAAGCGCUGCGUUUCGGAGAUCAUCAGUCAAGUUCGGCAUAAGGAAUGCUGGAGCUGCGGUGUCUUCCGCUGCUUCCUUUUCUUCUCCUUCUGAUAAUGGUCGCAAGGUCAAGGUGAAUCCCAUCGCUGCUGCAGCUGAUGAUGUUUCGCCCUUAUCGCCCGAUGUGAUAGUUCUUGAUGUUACAGGGAUGACUUGUGGAGGAUGUUCAUCAAGUGUACAAAGAAUUUUGGAGAAUCAAGCACAAGUGGCUUCUGCCAAUGUGAAUCUUGAAACAGCGACUGCAAUUGUAUUGCCUGUAUCUGAAGCUACAACUACACCAAAUUGGAAGAAAGUAAUUGGGGAAGAUCUUGCAAAGCAUUUGACAACUUGUGGAUUUACCUCUACCCUUAAAGAAGGAUAGCAAUCUUAGAAAUGCAAAAGAGUGUUGUUGUAAGAAGCAAACUUUUUUUAGUCUUUUUAUAAACUUGUUAAAGAUCUCAAAAUGGCAUAUUUUGUGUAAGUUUUAUGUUGUCUAGAAUUUCAUUUCUUUACAACUAUUUGUCUUACAUUUGUAGUUGUUAAGAUUUUUAUUUUUUUAUUUAUAUUUGGUAAAAACAACUGGCUUUUGUUGUAAUAUCAAAUGGGAUGUGUGUGUGUG
Molecule: messenger RNA, 795 nt
Organism: Lactuca sativa (garden lettuce)
Lineage: Eukaryota; Viridiplantae; Streptophyta; Magnoliopsida; Asterales; Asteraceae
Product: copper-transporting ATPase PAA1, chloroplastic
Molecular function (GO): metal ion binding
Source: RefSeq, a predicted model, not a curated record